Exophiala viscosa is the source of this 3201-nucleotide messenger RNA. Its product is annotated as DNA polymerase theta subunit. The transcript has a single exon. Bases 258 to 3068 code for a protein of 936 amino acids. NCBI's taxonomy places the organism in Eukaryota, Fungi, Ascomycota, Eurotiomycetes, Chaetothyriales, Herpotrichiellaceae. Gene Ontology annotation, molecular function: ATP binding; nucleic acid binding. The record is from RefSeq and is a predicted model, not a curated record.
GCUUGGCGAACCCAAAGGUAGGGGCCCAGAAUGAGUUUUGGCGCCUUCCCUUUCUGGGGUUCGGCUAUUUACAUCCCAACGCGUGCGUGGCGCAUAAUCGUACCCUGCUCAUCAGUCAUCACCACCACUAUUACCGGCACAACGGCACAAUUAUCAUCAGAUCAACUUGUCUCUGUGCUUUGUGAGUGAUGCAAGGAUCAUUGUAUAACUGAUCCAAUCCCUUUCUGCCUGUAACGACGGCAUGAUCCAACUUUCCCAUGGCUACUUCAUGGCCAGGUGCAGCCGUCACAUAUGCACCUGCCACAUCUGUCGAUAUCGCUCAGAAUCAGAAAUAUAACGUCCAGGCACUGGCCGGCGUCAAACGUCCCUACGGUCACGUCGACUCAUUCCACCACCAACGGCCAUUUCAUCAGAGUUUGUCGUUCAGGCAACCGCCACUAGCAAACUCAGGUGUCGACCAGCAGAAGCCUCCAGCACCACCUCCGCCCCGUCUUCAAGCAAGCUGCAUUUUACCGGCUGAGGGUUCCGGUCACAGUCGCCCUACUGGAUAUGUGCCUCCGAACCCACUACCUCCGAUCAUAUCAUCAACUCCAGGACCAUCUCAGAAUCCUCUUCUUACCCUUCGACAUUCGCGUUACGAUCUUCCCACCAAAUUGCUUGACAACCUAGAAUCGCUUGGAGUGCGAUCCAUCUACCCAUGGCAAUCGUCGUGUCUCCUAGGCAGGGGCUUGCUGAGCGGAGAACAAAACCUUGUCUACACCGCUCCAACGGGCGGUGGAAAGUCUUUAGUCGCAGACGUUUUGCUGCUCAAGAAAAUCAUCGAGAACCCGCAGAAGAAGUCAAUUCUGGUUCUCCCUUAUGUUGCCCUUGUCCAGGAAAAGUUGAAGUGGUUGCGAGCUUUGACAGACGGAGUAAGCAAACAAGUUGAGUUGUCCGAUGAACCUCCCAACCCCACCUGGCGACGACCGAGCCCCGUGAUCCGGGUGGCCGGAUUCUUCGGUGGCAGCAGACCCACAGUCCAGUGGGCGGACUGCGACGUGGCUGUAUGCACAAUCGAGAAGGCAAACUCUCUAGUCAACUCGGCCAUCGAGGAGGGCAAACACGGCGAAAUCGCUGUGGUCGUUCUUGAUGAGCUACACAUGAUCAAUGACGAGCACCGUGGAUAUCUCAUGGAACUACUCGCAACCAAGUUGAUGUCCUUGGACUGUGGUAUUCAGAUUGUGGGAAUGAGCGCGACGUUACCGAAUCCGCAGCUCCUUGCUACAUGGCUGAAGUCAAAAUUCUACAUUGCGAAAUACCGGCCCAUACCAAUCGAGGAACACCUGGUCUACGAGAAUGAGAUAUAUCCCACAGCCAGUGCCAAAGAGUUCUUUCGGACAGCCAGCCAACUAACCGCUGAAGACUCUAUUUCUACACCUCGGCCUCAAGCAUGCAGAACCAUCACCAAAUCAGACCACAAGGACCUGGGUAAUCCGAUGAUCAACGCUGUGGUCGCACUAUCUGUCGAGACUGCUGUAUCCGGGCAUGGCGCCUUGGUCUUUUGUAGCAGCCGGAUGGGCGUGGAGAGGACUGCUGUACUGAUCAGUGAUGCCAUGCCCCUUGACUGUUGCGAUCACGACGCGCAUGCAAAGCGACAAGACCUCAUUGCUUCAUUACGUGCGCUGCCUGGAGGCUUCGAGGCCUCUUUCUCCAAGACCAUACUGUGUGGUGUUGGGUUCCAUCAUGCCGGGCUGACCAUAGAGGAACGGAACCUGGUUGCGGAGGCGUACGAUGCUGGAAUUCUCAAGGUCAUGGUGGCUACCUGUAGUCUUGCGGCCGGCAUCAAUCUUCCGGCUCGCAGGGUGAUUUUGAAUGGAGCUCGCAUGGGUCGGGAUCUGGUCGGGCCCGCCAUGUUGCGACAGAUGCGUGGCCGUGCUGGCCGGAAAGGCAAGGAUGAACUUGGCGAGACCUUCCUGUGCUGUCACAAGCCCGACCUUGAGGCGGUGGCCGAAUUACUCGAAGCUGAGUUGCCGCCGGUUACAAGCUGUUUGACUCCGGAGAAGCAAGGCAUCAAAAGGGCGCUACUGGAGAUUGUUGCUAUCCGUAUGGCUUCGAGUCGGAGCGCAGUGGAUCAAUAUGUCCAGUCAUCUCUGCUCUGGCACACCAUGGACCGUCAGAUUGUGUUUGAAAUGGUGGAGGACUCGCUUCGGGAUUUGCUUGCAAACGAGCUCAUCCAAACAACUGCAUUCGAAAAUUGUCUCGAACCUACCAAGCUGGGCAUGGCGGUCGUUGCGUCUGGCCUGAGUCCCGAAGAUGGGGUUUUUGUCCAUUCAGAGUUGCGCCGAGCGCUCGAAUCAUUCGUCAUGGAUGGUGAUAUGCACAUUUUCUACCUCUUCACUCCUGUGCAGACCGCUGGCCUGGGUGAAAUAUCUUGGUUGACGUUUCGUAACCAGGUCGAGAGCCUCGACGAGAGUGGUCUACGAGCCUUGCAACUGGUCGGGGUCAAUCCAGCUUUCGUCAAUCGGCUCGUCAACAGUGGUGCAGAACUCAAGGAAAAUACGCCUGACGAGCUUCGGCUGGCCCGGAUCUACCGUAGAGCAUAUUCUGCAUUCCAGCUAAGAGACCUAUGCAAUGAGAUGCCCGUCCACGAGGUCAGUCUGAAGUAUUCGGUCCCACGAGGACAAAUCCAGAACCUCGCCCAGACUUGUCAUGGUUUUGCGGCGGGGAUGAUCAAAUUUUGCGAGAAGAUGGGAUGGGGAAUGCUCUCUGCUGUGUUAGAGCAUAUGCUUGAUCGUCUUCGUGCUGGCGCAAGGGCGGAUCUGCUUGACAUGGCUCAAGUGGCAUUUGUCAAGAGCCGCAUGGCACGAAUGUUCUGGGAGAAUGGGUUGAAGACCGUCAGAGCUCUCAGUGAGGCCGAUCCUCAAACCUUGGUGCCGGUUAUGCUGCAGGCCCAAGCCCGCAAGAUGAAGUUGCAGGGCGAAGCAGCUGAAAGGGUCAAGGCGAAGCUGUUGGCCAAAGCCGAGAUCAUCGUGAGUAGUGCGAGCAGGCUGUGGGAGAAACAGCAGAUUGUUGAGUGGGAAGAAGAAUGAUAUGGACGGUGCUCUUCAUACUCCCCUGCUGCCCACGCCCGGCCCAAAGAAAACGAUUUCUCUUCGCACGGAAAUCAGUUGGCUCAAUCCAGCCAGCAACUUCAAGUGUAAUAGUCUGCAUCAAUUUCGUAAG